AUGACCUUUGUUCUCACUCGAGAUACAACACCAUCACAACUUGUACGAUUCUUGAAUCUUAUUGAUGGAGACAAUGAUCUUGGUAGAGCACAAAGACUCUUUGAUCUAGCUAAUCCACAAAAACAGAACAAAGACACAUUCUACUUUUCAACGUUUAAUGGCAUUCAUUCUUCUAGUAAUGGAUUAUCUAUCCACGAUCCCAUGGUUUCUUUAAGAACUGAAAGAGUAAAUGAGAUAGUCACAUUGUUAAGAGAGAAACAUUGUAUUUAUAUUCGAUCACCUCCUUUUACUGGCAAGACCUCUCUUUUACAAUUAGUGGGUAAUAGUCUCAAAGGUCAAGGAAAUGUAGUCACGUUGUCAUUCCUCGAGUUGAGAGAGGACAUGGAUUUCAAUCAAUAUUGGAGAGACAAUAGUGGAAAAACUUUUAAAGAAUGGAGUCUAGCCACCACACCAACAUACAUCCUUCUUGAUGAACUUCAAAUCAUUUUCAAUAGAGAGAAAUCUCCUGGUCAGUUUUGGCAAUUGGUCAACAGUAUUACCACAACCAAUGUAAAUCCAAACUUUUAUUGUCUUUUCGUGGGCGCUUAUGGUGAGAAAAAUACUACUCUAUCUGAUAUUAGUAUUCCUUCUACUUUUCCAUUAACUAGGGGAAUUGAAACAAUGGGGUAUUCAAAGGAAGAGUUUAAAGAAAUUAUCACCAAAUGUAACUCGGUCUAUCAAAAGAAUGGAGGAUUCACAAUCUCAAAGAGUAUACGAAAAAUAAUUUGGAAAUCAACUAGUGGGCACCCUGGACUUGUCACUAUCUACCAUCGAAAUAUUUACAACAAGUUUAAAUCACCAACACCAGACGAACAGAUAAUUUCUCACAUCCUCUCACACGCCUUUAUCAAUGCAAUUACUUUGUGUCGAGCUUUCGCAGGAAUUGAUAGACUUGACGAAACACAACCUGCUUGCAGAUCUCUUCCCACUGAAGUUUACUGCUGUAAUGUUGGAGAAUACUUUGGAAUCGAUACAAAUUUGGACUUUUAUGUCAAUGAUACAAGACAAUGGGGUAUAGAAUUAUUGGUUGAAGGAAACAAAUUCUCAAUGCAAAGAUGUAACACCACACACAAGGAUAUUCCUCUCAAAAAAAAAGUAGUUUUAGAUUUUAGAACAGAGGGAGGUAAAAAGCUUCAAGACCAAACAUUUGAGGAACUCAGUAACCUUUGGAUCGUGUAUUACAAUUUAAUUUCAAAGAGUGCAACUAUAUGGAAAAGUUUAACCGAAAAGAUAGAUAAAUUGUGGACAAUAAAGUUGAAUUUCAUCAAUAAAACCAGGAGGUGUUUGAAUUUUGAAUACUUCAUUCUUGACUCUACAAAAUGCGAUAUUUCCCAACGUUCUAGAGUGAAAAUAGGAAAAAUGAUGGUACCAAGUAUUGGUACAAAUUAA
Cavenderia fasciculata is the source of this 1428-nucleotide messenger RNA. RefSeq lists its product as uncharacterized. The record is from RefSeq and is a predicted model, not a curated record. Lineage: Eukaryota; Evosea; Eumycetozoa; Acytosteliales; Cavenderiaceae. The coding region runs from base 1 to 1428 and encodes 475 amino acids. The transcript is spliced from 8 exons.